Messenger RNA from Gavia stellata (red-throated loon), 1419 nucleotides. It is a transcript of the gene RUNX2, whose product is annotated as RUNX family transcription factor 2. Gene Ontology annotation, cellular component: nucleus. The transcript is spliced from 7 exons. Gene Ontology annotation, biological process: neuron differentiation; regulation of cell differentiation; hemopoiesis. Lineage: Eukaryota; Metazoa; Chordata; Aves; Gaviiformes; Gaviidae. The record is from RefSeq and is a predicted model, not a curated record. Bases 1 to 1419 code for a protein of 472 amino acids. Gene Ontology annotation, molecular function: RNA polymerase II cis-regulatory region sequence-specific DNA binding; DNA-binding transcription factor activity, RNA polymerase II-specific; ATP binding.
AUGGCAUCAAACAGCCUGUUCAGUUCAGUGACACCAUGUCAGCAGAACUUCUUUUGGGAUCCCAGCACCAGCCGGAGGUUCAGCCCCCCCUCCAGCAGCCUGCAGCCCGGCAAGAUGAGCGAAGUCAGCCCGGUCGUAGUAGCCCAACAGCAGCAGCAGCAGCAGCAGCAGCAAGAAGCGGCGGCCGCCGUGCCCAGGCUGCGCCCCCACGAUAACCGCACCAUGGUGGAGAUCAUCGCUGACCACCCCGCCGAGCUGGUCCGCACCGACAGCCCCAACUUCCUCUGCUCCGUGCUGCCCUCGCACUGGCGCUGCAACAAGACCCUCCCGGUGGCAUUCAAGGUGGUGGCCUUAGGAGAAGUGCCCGAUGGGACGGUGGUCACCGUCAUGGCUGGAAACGAUGAGAACUACUCUGCAGAGCUGCGAAACGCUUCUGCCGUGAUGAAGAACCAGGUGGCCAGAUUUAAUGACUUACGAUUUGUGGGCAGAAGUGGAAGAGGGAAGAGCUUUACUUUGACAAUAACUGUCCUGACAAAUCCCCCCCAAGUCGCUACAUACCACAGAGCUAUAAAGGUUACAGUGGAUGGGCCAAGGGAGCCAAGAAGGCACAGACAGAAGCUUGAUGACUCUAAACCUAGUUUGUUCUCUGAACGCCUCAGUGAUUUAGGGCGCAUUCCUCAUCCCAGUAUGAGAGUAGGGGUCCCGACCCAGAGCCCACGGCCCUCUCUGAACUCUGCACCAAGUCCUUUUAAUCCACAAGGACAGAGUCAGAUUACAGACCCCAGGCAGGCGCAGUCAUCUCCGCCAUGGUCCUAUGACCAGUCUUACCCAUCCUACUUGAGCCAGAUGACUUCACCGUCCAUUCACUCCACAACUCCCCUGUCCUCCACUCGAGGCACAGGACUUCCAGCCAUUACCGAUGUGCCCAGACGCCUCUCAGGUGCUUCAGAGCUGGGCCCAUUUUCAGAUCCCAGGCAGUUCACAAGCAUUUCAUCCCUCACUGAGAGCCGCUUCUCCAACCCACGAAUGCACUAUCCAGCCACCUUUACCUAUACACCGCCAGUCACCUCAGGCAUGUCACUGGGUAUGUCCGCAACCACUCACUACCACACCUACCUACCACCACCCUACCCCGGCUCUUCCCAAAACCAAAGUGGACCUUUCCAGACCAGCAGCACUCCAUAUCUCUACUAUGGCACUUCGUCAGGAUCAUACCAGUUCCCCAUGGUGCCGGGAGGGGACCGCUCCCCCUCCAGGAUGCUUCCUCCGUGCACCACCACGGCCAACGGCAGCACGCUGUUAAACCCUAACUUGCCCAACCAGAGUGACGGUGUGGAGGCGGAUGGCAGCCACAGCAGCUCCCCAACCGUCUUGAAUUCUAGUGGCAGAAUGGAUGAGUCCGUUUGGAGGCCGUACUGA